This is a messenger RNA of Rotaria sp. Silwood2, 1947 nucleotides long. The record is from the annotation of a GenBank genome assembly. NCBI's taxonomy places the organism in Eukaryota, Metazoa, Rotifera, Eurotatoria, Philodinida, Philodinidae.
AUGUUGCGUUCUCAUUUUGAGUUCGCUUAUGUUCUUAACUUUAUCUUCAUAUCUUUCGUAUCAUCAGCAUCAUUUGGUGAUUUCUGUUCGAAUGAUUUAUCUUGUCAUUAUCCUUUAAUUUGUUCGAAUUCAAGUAAAUGUAUCUGUUCACAUGGAUGGAUUGAAUGGCAAAAUAAGACAUGUUUACUAUUUAUGCAACCACCAGAAGGUGGUAUCAUAUAUGAGAAAGCAAAAAAUGCUUGUUUGACAUAUUCAGGACAAAUACUACAAAUUGAUUAUUAUCAAGAUUAUAUGGAAUUUCAAUAUAAAAUAAACGAUUUAUUAAAAGGUGAACAUGCUAAUGAACUAAAUGAUUUUUUGAGUAAUGGUGUGUGGAUUAAUUUUACUGAUUAUACUGAUUGGAUGAAUUCAUAUGCAUGGUGUAAUAUAGAAUAUGAAAAUGAUACAUUGUCAUGGAAUGAUUGUAUUCGUAUGACGAAACAAUUUUCAAAUGAUAAAAGUAAUACAUCACUUUGUCUAAGUCAUGUACAAUGUAAUGAUAAAUUAUCAUAUAUCUGCGAGAAAUUAGCAAAUAUUCAAACUGAUGUUAAUGAUGCUAACAGAAUCUUUGGUUUACUAGGUGGUCUUGUUGGAAACCUCUUUGGUUCGAAGCCACAACCUCAACCACAACCACAACCACUGCCACCGGAGCCAAUAAUUAUCUGUAAAAAUAUAAUAAAUAAUUAUUUUAGAAAAGAAUUUUUUUUUAUUUUAGAUCAUACAAAUCCACCAAAGAUAGAAAUGGAACAACUAUUGCCACAAACAUCAAAAUCAAGUAACACAAUACUCUAUGUUGGCAUCGCUGUUGGUGUUGUUGUCAUUUUAAUUAUAAUACUCUGUUGUUGUUUUUGUGGUGGUUUUCUUCUUUUGAAAAGUGAUAAUAGUUCAACAGCACCACCACGACCGUCACGUUUUCGUCGACGACGUGAUAGAACUAUCGAAUAUAUCUUCUUAUCGAAAUUAGUUUUAUCAUCAUUUAAUGAAUCAUGUUCUAAUAAUUUUUCUUGUACUAAUCCAUUGAUAUGUUCAAAUACAAAUAAAUGUAUAUGUCCGAAAUUAUCAUCAUUUUGGAAUAAUGAACAAAAUGAUUGUCUUUCUUGUCUGUCGGGUUGGAUUCAAUGGAAAACUAAUCGUUGUCUUUCAUUUGCUGUACCAUCUGAAGGUGGCCUUUCAUAUAAUCAAGCAAAUCAUAUUUGUCAUACAUUUUCUGCACAAAUUUUUCAUCUAUACAAUAUAGAUGAAUUUAAACAAUUUGAAUUAAAAGUAAAUACAUUACUUCAUAGUACAUUUUCAAGUGCUGUAACAAUAUUUUUUCGUCUUGGUGCAUGGAUAAAUAAAUUAAAUAGCAAAGAAUUAGAAGAUGUUUUGUGUGAUGAAAAUGAAAAUAAUUCUAAUUUUGAAUGUGUAUUCAUAAAAAGAAAUAAUUUAAAAAAUGGUACAUUAUGUUUAAGUCGAUUAGAAUGUAAUGAAAAUAUACUAUUUAUAUGUGAUAUGGCAGCUAUGCCGGCAAAUUAUACAAUUGAUAAUGAAACUUCUGUAUUUUCAAAUCGAGCAAUAGGAGCAGUUAUUGGAGCUGUUGCACCAUUUGCUGUUGAUUUACUUGGUAAUUUACUUAAUGGAAAUAAACAACCAUCACAAGAGCUACAACCAGUUCAACCAUUAUCUCCUCAACAAAUUAUCAUUCAGCAAGAAUCUUUACCAUCACCACAAGUUACUUCGCAAGAAAAGCCCUCAUCGGAUAAUACAUUGCUCUAUGUUUUAUUGGGUAUUGGUGGUUUUGUACUUCUUCUGGUUAUGUGUGGUAUUAUUAUCGCAAUACUUUUCUUUACAGGAUGUAUGAAAAAUUUAUCAUCUACUCAACAAACUAACUAUCGAUCAAGUAUUGAAAGUAGUUAUAAUUAUUCAUAA